Aspergillus caelatus is the source of this 2421-nucleotide messenger RNA. Its product is annotated as MDR family MFS transporter. Gene Ontology annotation, biological process: transmembrane transport. Bases 69 to 1781 code for a protein of 570 amino acids. Lineage: Eukaryota; Fungi; Ascomycota; Eurotiomycetes; Eurotiales; Aspergillaceae. Gene Ontology annotation, molecular function: transmembrane transporter activity. The record is from RefSeq and is a predicted model, not a curated record. The transcript has 9 exons.
GCUUUCUCAAAAAGCUCAACUGUUCUCCCAUUUGGUAUCUUUGGUUAUUGUACUGACAGGUGGUAUUAAUGAUGGAUGAUGAGAAAGGCCCUCUUCCGCCUCAUCAGGCAGAACAGAAUGACCCCGUGGCUGAAAUGGAUGAGUUUGGUCAGAAUAACGAAGAACCGAGCGAUAGGGAGACACAGGAGCCGGAGGAGAAGCACCUCAAGGGCUUUCGAAUGUAUUGCGUAUCCCUGGCUCUAUUGACGUCUAUUUUCCUCACCACUCUGGACGCUUCUAUCAUCUCAACGGCAGUACCCCAAAUUUCUAGUCGUUUCCACUCCACACUGGACAUUGGGUGGUAUAGCUCGGUUUACAUGAUUGCUAUAUGUGCUAUCCUGCCGAUGGCGGGGAAGUUCUACGCGCAUUUCAACCCUAAGUUUACCUUUCUUGGGUUCCUCUUUUUGUUCGAAUUAGGCUCUCUGCUUUCUGGUGUGGCAGUGUUCUCGAGGAUGUUGAUUGUGGGUCGAGCGGUUGCUGGACUUGGGAGCGCAGGGAUUUAUAACGGGGCUUUGACCAUUAUGGGAAAAGGAAUGAAGCCAUCCGCUCGGGCUUGGCAGAUCGGCCUGGGAACAUCGAUGGCUACGAUCGGAUCGGUGUUUGGGCCAUUGAUCGGGGGCAGCUUGACCUCCCGGGUGUCAUGGAGGUGGUGUUUCUACAUCAAUCUCCCGCCGGGUGGUUUGACAGCCCUAAUUCUCGUGGUAAUGAAGAUCCCAACUGGCAACGAUGAGCCAGAGCUUCCGAAAGGGCUGCGGAAAUCGCUCGCUCUGUUUGAUCCUGUUGGGUUUCUUUUGUUCUGCCCAUCAUGUAUCUUGUUUCUCCUUGCUAUCCAAUGGGGUGGGGUGAAAUAUCCAUGGAACUCUGCUCGUGUGAUUGGCCUUCUAUGUGGAUCUGCAGUAGGAUUCAUUCUCUUUGUGGCACAGGAGGCGUGUCACGGUGACAAAGCCAUGAUAGCACCCAAGAUGGCUCGUAACUCGGUUGUCUUUUUCGGAUUCUGGACAGUCCUAUUUCAAUUCGGAUCACUUAUGGUGAUUACGUAUUAUCUGCCGCUGUGGUUCCAGGUUGUCAAAGACGCCAGUCCGAUCCGGAGUGGUGUAAUGCUGUUGCCCACUAUCAUCGCUCAAACACUGUUCACGGUGGUUGCAGGCGCUAUUGUAUCCAAGGGUGGAUAUUGCGCACCACCAGCACUAACCGGAUGCGCACUCACCGUCAUUGGCGCAGGUCUAAUGACAACCUUUGUUCCCUCUACCCGGUCAGGGAAGUGGAUUGGUUAUCAGAUACUUAUUGGUGCUGGCCGAGGUUUAUCAAUUCAAGUGCCUAUCAUCGCUACACAAGCUGUCCUUCCGCGGCAGCUGAUCUCUUCGGGAACUUCCAUUAUUUUAUUCGGGCAAUUCUUCGGUGGUGCAGUUUUUACAGCAUCAGCGCAAACAAUCUUUACAAACCGACUCUAUAAUUCCUUGCUCGAGUACCUCCCGUAUCCCGAGACCGUGAAGGAUAUCGUUGAGGCGGGAGCAAUUCCAUCGAGCUUUGCGCAGCUUGUCCCGGCGACAGACUACGCUGAUGUCAUUCGAGCGUAUAAUGAUGCCUUGACACAAACCUGGUACCUGGGAGUUGGACUCGCCGGAGUUGCAUGCUUCGUCUGCUUCGGAUUAGGAUGGACCCAUAUUGACAACAAAAAACCAAAGAAAAAAGCAAAAAGUCCGGCAGUGGACGAAAACGCCGAAGAGAAAAAGGGUAUUUGAGGUAUUAAGUGUGCUCCUACUCUAUCUGCAACAUACUUUGGCUCAGAGGCCUGCUUCGGGCCGCACUACGUAUGCAUGGACGAGAACGGCUUUGUACAAAAAUAUGGACCGUCGUCGACCGAUGCUUAUGUCGCUGGUAAGCUCUUGCCAAGAGCACUAAUAUCCUCUUGGCGUAAGAGUUAGAUUUCAAUCUAGGAUCUACUAAGAUCGAUUAUUGAAACCAACAUAGGGAGUGGACUUGGUGGGGAGACUCUUUUGGCGAAACCCCCUUCAAGGUCUAGCAACUGGGAAGCCCACAAAAACCUCUUUCACAUAUAAUUCCUACUCCGCGUUCAAUGCAUGUUCCAGACUUCCUAGAGAGGAAGAGGCCCGUUAGAAUACCCCGAUUGAAAUAUUUACAGCGGGUCAUGCUCGGUCGCAGACUUUCUGCUAGUUGUCAGACUGUGAAAUGGGCGCGGAAAACUCGGCUACCUUGGAUCACUAUGUGGCUAAAGAUGCAACUAAAAUGUCUAGACCGAAUGCAAGAUAAGCCUGUUCUCAUUGUUUUGACCAAACCCUGUCCUUCAAGGUCCGUGGGAACAGUCCGGGCAUGAAAGAGAAGGAUGAAAGAAGAGCGAGGACUAGCGUGCGACUAAGAUUC